UGGGCGGGGCUGGAGUGAGUGCGCGCUCUGGAGUGUCGGGGACGCGCUGGGAUCAGAGAGGAGACCGGUUUGUGUAGCGGGAGCUGCUGUGACAGCCAGAGGGGCCCGACAUGGAGACACCGGAGGAUCAGCGCUAGUGACGGACACUCAGGGGCCCAACUGCUCCCGCGCUACCGACACAAUGAGCGGCUCCUCGGGCACCGCCGGACCCCCCUGCCGCCUGGCUCAUUACUUCGUUAUCUGCGGGACGGACGCGGACAGUGGCCUCGAACCGGAUGAACUGGCGGUUUUGUACCAAUGGCUCGAGGCAGACCGGCAUGGCAGGGGCCACGACACAGGGGAGAACUUUGAGCAGAGCCCGCUGCGCAGGACCUUCAAGUCUAAAGUUCUGGCCCAUUAUCCGCAGAACGUCGAGUGGAAUCCCUUCGAUCAAGAUGCCGUUAACAUGCUGUGCAUGCCCAAGGGGCUAUCAUUCCGGACACAAGCCGACAACAGGGACCCGGAGUUCCAUUCCUUCAUCAUCACCAGAGAGGACGGUUCCCGCACCUACGGCUUUGUGCUGACGUUUUUCGAGGAGGUGACCAGCAAGCAGAUGUGCGCAGCCAUGCAGACGCUGUAUCACAUGCACAAUGCGGAGCAGUCGGGCAGCGUCUACGCCUCGUCGUCGUGCAGCAUGGACUCUCUGGCGAGCAGCAUGGAGGACGGCGACGACACGUCAUUGGCCAAGACCCAGCAGCGCUACAACUCAUAUGACAUCAGCAAGGACACGCUGUAUGUAUCCAAGUGCAUCUGUCUGAUCACUCCGCUGCCGUUCAUGCGAUCCUGCAAGAAGUUCCUGACGCAGCUGUACAAGGCCGUCAACUCCCCGCAACCCCCGCCUCUGCCGCUGGAGAGCUACAUCCAUAACCUACUGUACGAGGUGCCUCUGCCUCCCCCGGGGAGGUCUCUCAAAUUCUACGGGGUGUACGACCCUAUUGUGUGCCAGAGGCCGGGGCCCAGCGAACUGCCGCUCUCCGACUACCCCCUAAGGGAGACCUUUGAGUUGUUGGGACUGGAAAAUCUGGUGCAACUUUUCACCUGCGUCCUGCUGGAAAUGCAGAUCCUGCUCUAUUCCCAAGACUACCAGCGUUUAAUGACUGUUGCUGAGGGCAUCACCUCUCUCCUGUUCCCGUUUCAAUGGCAGCACGUCUACGUCCCCAUCCUACCCGCCUCCCUCCUACAUUUCCUCGAUGCUCCUGUUCCCUACUUAAUGGGUCUUCAGUCCAAAGAAGGGACCGACCGCUCCAAACUCGAACUUCCUCAAGAGGCCAACCUGUGCUUUGUUGAUAUCGAUAACCACUUCAUCGAGCUGCCCGAGGAGUUCCCCCAGUUUCCCAACAAAUUGGAAUUCAUUCAGGAGAUCUCGGAGGUCCUUUUGCAAUACGGCAUCCCCCCCGAGGGCAACUUGCACUGCAGUGAGAGCGCCACCAAGCUGAAGAGCCUGGUCCUGGACGACUGGGUCAACGAUAAGAAGAACGGCAACCUGUCGGCCAAUAACAUCAACAUGUACGAGCUGCUGAAAGGCAACGAGACCAUCGCCCGGCUGCAGGCCCUGACCAAGAGGACGGGGAUCACCAUGGAUAAAAUCAACCUGGCGGCCCCCACGAUGGACCCGGAGGAGGAGCAGAAGGUGCAGUGCGCUGAGAAGGAGCUUCAGGACUAUAAACUCAACGUGCAGCUCCGGGAAGUCUUCGCCAGUCGCUUCACCCAGAUGUUCUCCGACUACGAGGCCUUCGUGAUCCAGUCGGCCCAUGAUAUGGAGUCGUGGCUGAACAACAGGGAGCAAAUGCAGAACUUCGACAAGGCUUCCUUUCUGUCGGACCAGCCCGAGCCCUACCUGCCGUUCCUCUCCCGUUUCAUCGAGACGCAGAUGUUCGCCACAUUCAUAGACAAUAAAAUCAUGUCCCUGUGGGACGAGAAGGAGCCGCUGCUGCGAGUGUUUGAUUCCAGGAUUCAGAAGACGCGGCUGUACAACGGCCGGGCCCCUGCGUUACGAACCUCGAAUUAUCAGAAGUGCACUACCCUGAAGGAGGCAGCCCAGGCCAUCGAGCAGCGGCUCACUAAGAUCGAUCACACGGCCGUCCAUCCCCACCUGCUGGAUAUGAAGAUUGGCCAGGGCAAGUACGAGCAGGGCUUCUUCCCCAAGCUGCAGUCUGACGUCCUGAUGACCGGACCGACCAAUAACAACCGAUGGGUCAGUCGUAGUGCAACAGCGCAGCGGAGGAAAGACAAACUGCGACAGCACUCGGAGCACCUGGGCCUAGACAAUGACCUUAGGGAGCCCUCAGAGGAGAUAGUGAUCCGGCAGAACUCUAUGGCAUUCUGGGAGUGGGAUCAGGGGUCCCCCCCUCCAGCACGGCCUCCCAAAAAAUCCUACUCUGAGUGCUGUCUGAAAUACAUGCAAGAAGCCAGGGGUCUGGGCAAAACUGUCAGGCAACCAAAAUUAUCGGAUCUCUCCCCGGCAGUUAUUGCUCAGACUAAUUCCAAGUUUGUUGAAGGAUUAUUAAAAGAAUGUCGCAUGAAGACAAAGCGGAUGUUGGUGGAGAAAAUGGGCCAUGAAGCGGUGGAGUUGGGCCAUGGAGAGGCAAAUAUCACUGGGCUAGAAGAGAAUACUCUGAUUGCCAGCCUGUGUGACCUGUUAGAGAGAAUCUGGAGCCACGGCCUCCUCAUCAAACAGGGUAAAUCUGCGUUGUGGUCGCAUCUGGUGCAGUUUCAGGAGAGAGAGGAGCGACUGGAGCACAUGGCAGAGUCACCAAUGGCCCCUGGGCCAGACAGAAGGAAGUCGGACACGGGUGUCAGUUUGCCGUCUCUGCGAGUGUCGCUGAUUCAGGACAUGAGGCAUAUCCAGAACCUGAGUGAGAUCAAGACGGACGUGGGCCGAGCUCGCGGGUGGAUACGAUUGUCCCUGGAGAAGAAGCUCCUGUCUCAGCACCUCAAGCAGCUUCUGACCAAUCAGUCUCUCACCAAGAAGCUAUACAAGCGUUACGCGUUUCUCCGCUGCGAGGAAGAGAAGGAGCAGUUUCUCUACCAUCUCCUGUCCCUCAAUGCGGUGGAUUAUUUCUGCUUUACCAGCGUCUUCACCACUAUAGUGGUUCCGUACCGAGUGUUGAUCAUCCCCAUCAAGAAACUGAGCAACGCCAUCAACACGUCCAACCCGUGGAUUUGUGUGUCGGGGGAGUUUGGGGACACGGGCGUGAUGCAGAUUCCCAAAAAUCUCCUGGAGAUGACAUUUGAGAGCCAGAAUUUGGGCAAAAUGACAACAGUUCAGCUGGGACACGACAACUCGGGUCUUUUGGCCAAGUGGCUCGUUGACUGCGUCAUGGUCCGAAAUGAGAUCACGGGACACACAUACAAGUUCCCAUGUGGCCGUUGGUUGGGGAAAGGGGUAGAUGAUGGAAGCCUUGAAAGAGUUUUGAUUGGUGAGCUGAUAACCCCCAUGUCAGAUGAUGAUCUUGGGAAACAAAGCCGCACCCCUCCCCAACAGAAAUCUCCCACUGUGGCGCGCAGGCUGAGCAUAACCUCCCUUACUGGGAAAAAUAACAAACCAAAUGCUGGGCAGAUCCAGGAAGGAAUUGGAGAAGCCGUGAACAACAUAGUAAAACAUUUUCACAAACCUGAGAAAGAGAGGGGCAGCCUGACCGUCCUGCUGUGCGGAGAGAGUGGCCUGGUAGCGGCGCUGGAGCAGUUCUUUCACCAUGGAUUUAAAUCCGCUCGGAUAUUCCAGAAAAGCGUCUUCAUCUGGGACUUCAUAGAGAAGGCCGUGGUUUACUUUGAAACUACUGACCAAAUAGGGGACGGGGAAGCGGAUCAGUUGAUUCCAAGAUCGUCCUGCAAGACCUUCUGCCACUAUGUCAAUACGAUCGUCGCUGCCCCCCGCAACAUCGGCAAAGAUGGGAAAUUCCAGCUCUUGGUCUGUCUGGGGGCGAGGGAUCACUUGCUGGCCCUCUGGAUCCCCCUGCUAGCCGAGUGUCCGGCCAUCACCCGCAUGUACGAGGAAAACGCCCUUCUCAGAGACCCCAUGACUGUCAACACGCUCAUACGGGUGCUGCAGACUUUACAGGAUUUCAAUAUCGUGCUGGAGGGCUCGCUAGUUAAAGGCGUCGACGUGUAACCUUUAUUUUGUGGGGGCGGGGCAAAUCCACCUGAAGGUGGUUUCCCAAGGCACCCCUUGACGCUCAUGGGAACAAAAUGCUUCAGGCGUCCCCUCCCCCCACCCACCGAACCGUUCUCGUCUCAGAAGCUUGCAUUUGUUUCUGAAAAAAAGCCACGGGGGGCGGAGAAUUCAGUAUUGUUGCUCUGGGGGCAACGCUGCAGUGUCAUAGAGUAAAUUUGAAUCAGAUAUUUAGUACAAUAGAGUAUUUUUCCUGUGGUGUGUGUAAAUACUGCUGUCGUUUUUUAAGAAGAAGAAACGAAAAUAACGUUAGAAUUACCAUGAAUUAUUCCCCCUUUUUUCCCCCAUGAACUGUAAACGACAUCCUGACCGGGUAUUACAACUCCCAGCAUUCUCUGAUUGCCUGUGAGGAUACUGGGAGUUACAUGUCAUACUUGAUAAAGUGGAACCUACAAGAACCCUUUCCGCUUUCCCUUUAGACUCUUCCUCCUCCCCCAUUGACUGUGCUUGGUAUGUCCUACAGGUAAAGCCGCCUGGGAUCCCAUGAAAGUGAUAGAAAUACCUCAAAAUCCUGGGAUUGCCAUUGUUUUCCCCAAUAAUAAACCGCUGCGAGUAUUAAGCUGUAGUCACACAAUGGCCGUCUUGUAUAUUAAUAUAUAUAUAUAUAUUUUUUGUGAAUGUAAAAUGCUUAUUCUGAGGUUCUGUUCUCCCCUUGUACUUGAUUGUUUUAUUUAACGUUUCAAAGUGUUUAUAAAGGUGCGGCCCUCCUGCUGGACACGCUCUGGGCAUUUAAGGGUGCUGGGAGUUGCAGAGGAGAGGCCGGUGUAAGUGUUUCAUCUCAGUGUAUCUCCCUAUAGGACUGAGCUCUUGCUUAACACUGCUAACUGUAUUUUAGGCUUGAGACCUUCCCUGUAACCUUUAAUCUCUUUGGA
This is a messenger RNA of Xenopus laevis (African clawed frog), 5082 nucleotides long. It is a transcript of the gene dennd5b.L, whose product is annotated as DENN domain-containing protein 5B. The record is from RefSeq and is a predicted model, not a curated record. The transcript has 23 exons. Gene Ontology annotation, cellular component: membrane. Gene Ontology annotation, molecular function: small GTPase binding; guanyl-nucleotide exchange factor activity. NCBI's taxonomy places the organism in Eukaryota, Metazoa, Chordata, Amphibia, Anura, Pipidae. The coding region runs from base 182 to 4150 and encodes 1322 amino acids.